AUGGAUACGCUGGACGGAGAAACUCAGACGCUAUGUAUUGCCCAGCCUCUUGCGUUGAUAUCGCAUGCGUACCAGAUCUCCAAUCAAUUCGCGUCCUUCCUGAGUCGGCUUCACGCCGAGAACCCGUCCUCGGUUGAGAGGCCGUGGCGUGUGUGUCUUUACAGUGACGAGGUCACGCCUGCCAACCCAUUGGCAGUGGAUCAGAAAAAGAAAGUGCAAGUGAUGUAUUUUUCUCUAUUAGAAUUUGGAGCUGCAGCCCUUUGUAGAGAGGACUUGUGGUUUCUCGUGGCGCAAAAGCGCAGUCGCGACGUAAUGAAAGUGAAAGGUGGCAUGGCUCAGAUGUUCGGAGUCGUGCUGAAACAGCUUUUCCUGGAGCCCGCUGGCAAUCUAACGACUGGGAUCGUAUUGCGGCGGCCUGGUAGUGAGCCCAUUCGCCUCUUCGCGGUGCAAGGGCCAUUCGUGCAGGACGGAGGGGCCCACAAAAGCACAUGGCAUUGCAAAGGCGAAGGAGGCACCAAGCACUGCCUACUAUGCAAGAACCUAUUUGCAGAAAAGAGCGAAAUCCACGAUGAAGAUGGGAGCGAGCUCGUCACAUGCAAUGCUAUGAAGCACAGCGACCUCGCCCUGGCAACAAGUGCAGAACUGCGAUAUGCGUGCAAUCGGCUCGCCGCGAAGCGGCACGUUGACGACCCGAAUACGUUCGCAAGGCGACAGAUGGCCUUGGGCUUCACAUUCACGUUGUACAACCUCCUGUGCGACCCGACCCUCAACAAUGUUGUGCAGCCGAGGGAGCAGCUCAUGUUCGAUUGGAUGCACUGUCUAUUCGUGGGAGGCGUUUGGGCUGUCUGUGUGAACUUAGUGUUGGAGUCAAUCAGGGCGGCAGGCAUGACCAAGAUUUACGACAGUUUGUAUGGCUACGCUAAGUUGUGA
Prorocentrum cordatum is the source of this 930-nucleotide messenger RNA. The record is from the annotation of a GenBank genome assembly. Lineage: Eukaryota; Dinophyceae; Prorocentrales; Prorocentraceae.